This is a messenger RNA of Galendromus occidentalis (western predatory mite), 1572 nucleotides long. RefSeq names its product general transcription factor IIH subunit 4 marionette (gene mrn). Gene Ontology annotation, cellular component: transcription factor TFIIH core complex; transcription factor TFIIH holo complex. Gene Ontology annotation, biological process: nucleotide-excision repair. Gene Ontology annotation, molecular function: double-stranded DNA binding; ATPase activator activity. The record is from RefSeq and is a predicted model, not a curated record. NCBI's taxonomy places the organism in Eukaryota, Metazoa, Arthropoda, Arachnida, Mesostigmata, Phytoseiidae. The transcript is spliced from 5 exons. The coding region runs from base 178 to 1557 and encodes 459 amino acids.
GCAGAUUGAAGAAGCCGGCGGCAAACACGCGACUUCAGCGGAUUAACACCACGAGAAUGCUCCGCAAGUGCUUUUUCGAUAUGUGAAUGACAUCCGGGUCUCUCGACCGAGUCCGAACUGCUUAUCCUUUUACUGAGAGUCCAUCAUAGUGUCGGAGCGAAAGAUCGGAUACUCAUUAUGACUGUUGGGAUACAGUAUCGAGACUUGAUCUCCUAUUUGCGCACAUUAGAAUCCGCCGUCCUGAAUCAACUGUAUAAACAUCCCGCGACAUGCCUGGCCAUUUUCAGAAGACUGCCACCAUUGGCUCGGCAAUAUGUCAUACGACUCCUGCACAUCCGACAGGCCGUUCCGCAAGCUGUGAUAAAUUCUUGGUACGAUCCGGAAGCUGCCCGCGAUCACACUUCGUCCGAAGACGCCCUCCUCAGUCUCAGAUUGUGGCAUGAAACAACAUUGCCGGGCGGUUUACCGGGCUGGCAAUUGAACCCCACAUUCCAAGAGAUGCUAAGACAGGCUCUGGCCGGGGGAGGGGAUCCGUGGAUUGUGUAUGGCGAGCUGGACAAAGACAAGCACGGCAGAGAUACAAAAUUUCUCGAUCAGUACGCUCAGGAGCGAUGGGAUUGUGUUCUGCACUAUAUGGUUGGCUCAGAGGUGAACUCAGAAAGUGGGAUAUCUCAAGACGCCGUUCGGAUUUUGCUGCACUCGGGCUUGAUGAAAAAAGAAGAUGACUCCCCAAAUUCGAAAAACCUCAUCACCAUGGAAGGGUUCCAGUUCCUUCUGAUGGAUACUGAAGACCAAGUUUGGUACUUCAUUCUCCAGUAUCUAUCGACCGUCGAAACACGAGGGGUCUCUCUCGUUGAUUGCCUCCAGUUCAUUUUCCAACUGAGUUUCCUCACUCUCGGCAAAGACUAUAGCAUUAAGGGUGUGAGCGAGAAUUUACUGGUGUUCUUGCAACAUCUUCGGGAAUUCGGUCUCGUCUACCAGAGGAAACGGAAGUCAGGCCGCUUUUAUCCGACGCGAUUGGCCAUCGGUUUGGCCUCUGGGCUGAAAGAACUCCAAGCUACAAAAGACGAGCAGGGAUACAUAAUCGUCGAAACCAAUUAUCGCGUCUAUGCAUAUACAGACUCGCCGCUACAAGUUGCUCUGUUAUCGUUGUUCUGUGAGCUCCUCUAUCGGUUUCCUAAUUUACUCGUCGCUGUUCUCACGAGGGAGAGCGUCCGUCAAGCUUUGAAGGGAGGGAUCACAUCGAAUCAAAUUACGCACUUCCUGAAAAGCCGGAGCCACAGAGUGGUACUCGAAAGGGAGGAAGGAAUCAUCCCGAUGACCGUGACGGAUCAGCUGAGACUCUGGGAACUGGAGCGCGACCGUUUCAAGUUCGGGGAGAGCGUUCUCUACUCCCAGUUCCAGACAACAGGGGACUUCGAAAUGUUGAGGAACUACGCUCGUGAUAUUGGUGUUCUGAAGUACGAGAAUCCUCAAAAAAGAUUCCUCGUAGUCAGCAAGAGCGGGGAUGCCGAAGUCCGGCAAUUCUGGAAACGACAUAAGAAGGACUACGAUUGAAUAAAGGAGCGUUGA